AUGCUUGAGUUCAUGAGUAGUAACUACUACCACUGCCCUUGGGAAGAAGACUCUCCGGAACGUGUCUGGUGCAUGGUGCAGGCCUACCUGAGAAGUUUGAAGGAGAUACCGCCGGAUGGCAUAGCAGCAGCGCUUCUGCAGGAUCAUAUAGAAUGGUCCGUAAUUUGCUCCAUCUUUUUCUCCAAUCAGAUUGAGGGGGCGGGGCUCGGCUUGUCAAACACUGCCUCUCUCGUCCGCAAAAUCCUCCAAGGGCAGCCGCUGGACCCAUGUUUGCUUUACAGUAGCAGCGGCAGCAGCGGGAAGUCAACUUGUGAGGUGGUGCAGCAUGCAGCUGCCUUCAUCUUCCUCAAGCAGCACGUGGUGGUGGAGAAGAAGCCGCUCACUCCCGACAUCGUUCUGGCGGCGCACAAAAUCCUGAUGGACGGCAUGGUCUGCGAAGACGGCAAGCCUGUCAACGCUGGGUCAUACCGUGACAGCCUCGCGCACGCGGGGUUUCACCGUUUCCUGCACCCUGAACUCGUCCAGCCUUCGCUGGUCCGCCUGCUGGCUAACUACAAUGCCCGAGCAGCUUCCGAAACGGAGGACCCGUUCGCGCUGGCUGCAUGGCUAAGCUACGAGUUCGUCACCAUUCACCCUUUCGAAGACGGCAACGGGAGGAUGUGCCGCCUUCUGCUCAACAUGGUGCUCCUGUCGCAUGGUGUGCCUUUCUGCUCGGCGCUGGGCUUCUCGUCAGGCCACCGGCGUGCCAAGCAGCAAUACAUGAAUUGCAUCCACAAAGCGCAGCAGCACGGCGGGCUGCCCAAGCGGCUGGCGUUCGUCGUGCUGUGCAGCAUCCGCUCCAGCCUGGCGGCCUUCUUUGAGACUGUGCGCAUCUCAGCGAGCGAGGAGUACCCCAAGGACCUCGCUAUGCUGCUCGUGGCGUGA
Messenger RNA from Volvox carteri f. nagariensis, 924 nucleotides. RefSeq names its product Fic protein. The record is from RefSeq and is a predicted model, not a curated record. Lineage: Eukaryota; Viridiplantae; Chlorophyta; Chlorophyceae; Chlamydomonadales; Volvocaceae. The coding region runs from base 1 to 924 and encodes 307 amino acids. The transcript has a single exon.